Molecule: messenger RNA, 3749 nt
Organism: Myotis davidii
Lineage: Eukaryota; Metazoa; Chordata; Mammalia; Chiroptera; Vespertilionidae
Gene: MPHOSPH8
Product: M-phase phosphoprotein 8
Exons: 14
Cellular component (GO): nucleus; cytoplasm
Molecular function (GO): protein binding
Source: RefSeq, a predicted model, not a curated record
CCGCCCGUCGGCGAAGGCGAGGGAGCAGCGGGCGAGGAGAAGAACGCUGGGAAGAAAGGAGCGGAGGCCGUGGGGGACAGCGAGGAGGACGGGGAGGAUGUGUUCGAGGUGGAGCGAAUCCUGGACAUGAAGACCGAGGGGGGUAAAAUCCUUUACAAAGUUCGGUGGAAAGGAUACACCUCAGAUGAUGAUACCUGGGAGCCUGAGGUUCAUCUUGAAGAUUGUAAAGAAGUUCUUCUUGAAUUUAGGAAGAAAGUUGUGGAUAACAAAGCUAAAGCAGUCAAGAAAGAUAUUCAGAGACUAUCUUUAAAUAAUGACAUAUUUGAGGCAAACUCUGAUAGCGAUCAGCAAAGUGAGACAAAAGAAGAUACUUCUCCAAAAAAGAAAAAGAAAAAAUUAAAGCAGAGAGAAGAGAAAAGUCCAGAUGAUCUGAAGAAGAAAAAAGCAAAGACUGGGAAACUAAAAGAGAAAUCCAAACCAGACUUGGAGAACUCUGAAAUUUCAUUUUUUGAUUUAAGGACCAAGAAAAGAAUUUCAGAAGCCAAAGAAGAAUUAAAGGAAUCCAAAAAGCCCAAAAAAGAUGAUAUAAAAGAAACUAAGGAACUAAAGAAAGUUAAAAAGGGUGAAAUAAGAGAUUUAAAGACUAAAAUAAAAGAAGAUUCCAAAGAAAACAGAAAAACAAGAAAAGAGAAAUGUGUUGAACCUCAGUUGGAGUCUGAAUCAGAUCUACUUAAUGAUUUCCCCUUUCAGGAGGGGGACAGUGAAGAUUUACAGUCUGACAACAGAGAAGAGAAACUAAAGAUUAAAAGUGGAAAAGACAAAGCAGGGCUAGAUGCAGCUCAAGAUGCUGUUCUAGAUAAACACCUGGACAGCCCCGGAAGUGCUGAUGAAGAUGCUGAUGUCAGAGGAAGGAGAAACAAAAAGAAACCCAGAAAGGCUGAGGAACUUAAAGAGAGCAAAAAGCUAGAAAACAAGAACCUUUCUUUAGAGAAGAAAAAUGCACAUAAAAAGCAGAGGAAUCAAGACAAAAGCAGAAGUACUACUGAGUCAGAUAAUCUGACAUCUUCACUGGCCCAGACACUAAAGAGCUCAAGGGUGGCUGGGGAAGAGAGGGGCCUCCGGUCCACUGACUCUGCUGGAGAAGAGAAAGAGACCAAAAAAAACGAAUCCAAAGAAAAAUAUCAAAAAAGGCAUGAUUUGGACAAGGAAGAAAAAGGCCGCAAAGAGCCAAAGGGAUUAAACACAUUUAAGGAAAUCAGAAAUGCAUUUGAUUUAUUUAAAUUAACUCCAGAAGGAAAAAAUGAUUUUCCUGAGAAUAAUCAGAAAAGAGAAGAAACACCACUGGAUUGUAAUUUUGCAGAAGAUCAUAAAACCAAGGAAAACAAUCAGGUACUUAAAGAAAGGAGAAACACAAGAGAUGAGACUGACACAUGGGCAUGUAUAGCUGCAGAAGGUGAUCAGGAUGUUCUAGAUGGUAUGUGCCCAGCCGACGAAAAUUCUGAUGGAAGACAGCAAAUUUUGAGUCUGGGCAUGGACCUGCAGCUGGAAUGGAUGAAACUAGAAGAUUUUCAAAAGCAUCUUGAUGGGGAAGAUGAGAACUUUCCUGUAACAGAUGCCAUUCCAAGUAAUUUAUUGAGAGAUGCUGUGAAAAAUGGGGAUUAUAUUACUGUGAAGGUUGCACUUAAUUCAAAUGAAGAAUAUAACCUGGACCAAGAGGAUUCAAGUGGGAUGACACUGGUGAUGCUUGCUGCAGCUGGAGGUCAGGAUGAUCUACUGAGGCUUCUCAUCAGAAAGGGAGCCAAAGUGAAUGGCAGACAGAAGAAUGGGACCACUGCACUCAUUCAUGCAGCUGAAAAGAACUUUUUAACUACAGUGGCUAUUCUUUUGGAAGCAGGAGCUUUUGUAAAUGUCCAGCAGAGCAGUGGUGAGACCGCUUUAAUGAAGGCCUGUAAAAGAGGAAAUUUGGAUAUUGUACGACUUGUAAUUGAAUGUGGAGCUGACUGCAAUAUUUUGUCAAAGCACCAAACUAGCGCAAUGUAUUUUGCAAAGCAGUGUAACAAUGUGUUGGUGUACGACUUGCUGAAGAAUCAUUUAGACACACUUUCAAGAGUAGCAGAAGAAACGAUAAAGGAUUACUUUGAAGCACGCCUUGCUCUUCUAGAACCAAUUUUUCCAAUAGCAUGUCAUCGUCUCUGUGAGGGGCCAGAUUUUUCAAUGGAUUUCAAUUAUAAACCUCCACAGAACAUAACAGAAGGCUCUGGCAUCCUGCUAUUCAUUUUCCAUGCGAAUUUUUUGGGUAAAGAUGUUAUUGCUCGACUCUGUGGACCAUGUAGUGUACAAGCUGUGAUUUUAAAUGAUAAAUUUCAACUUCCUGUUUUUCUGGAUAGUCAUUUUGUUUACUCAUUCAGCCCUGUUGCAGGCCUCAAUAAACUCUUUAUAAGGUUGACAGAAGCACCCUCUGCUAAGGUGAAAUUGCUAAUAGGUGCGUACAGAGUGCAGCUGCAAUGAUCAAACAGAGACUUGGGAUGGAAUGGCUUUCAGACCUAUUUCUAAAUACUCCCUUCCAAGCAGUUUGGAAUUCUGGCACAGCUAACACUUAAAGUUUGAUCUGCAAACCUCAUGCAGUUUAAGGCCUAUCAUCUGUUAUAUGUGGGACAUGAUGUGUUCUAUGUAAUAUAUUAUAAAAUACAAAAUGUAAGUAUUUGUGCCAAUGCUUUGAAGUUGAUGUUGUGUCUGAACUGCAUACUUAGUUUUCCACAAUGUGGAAUAGUACAGGGUUAUUUAAGAAAAUUACUUUUUUUGUUAACUUGAAAUUUUCUUUUUAAUUGAAAUUUUCUACUACCCCAGGUGAAUUUCUGUAAAUAAAGUGUGAAUUUGCCCCCCUUGAAAUUGGAGCAAAAAGGUCUGACCUAUUUCUGAUAUGUAGUUGCCACACAUCCCAAGUUGGAAGGACAUCUCUGGAUGUUUCCAGUUAUCCUUUAUUUGAAAAGAUCAGACCCUAAGAAAUCAACCAGAACGUUGUGAGGCCUAAAAAGAAAUAUUACACGUGCCCUUACUUUGAGUCCUGGGAGGCAGACCAGUUUUGUCAGCUUUUGCCUCAUGUGGGGUUACUGUUCCUAUGAACUUUUCCAUAGAUAAAACUCUUUAUUUGGCAAACUAAUAAAUCAAGCUCAGUCUGGAUUAUAGAAAUGUUUAAAAUGUAGUUCCUGAUUAGUUUUAUAAUUGUGAGUUAUAAUUUUAAUAAAAUUUUCAGAAUGUCACAUAUUAACCCCUAUACAUUGUGUUUACAAUUCAGACAGCCAUUUUUAUUUUACAUACUGAAACUGCCUUUUCCUAGUUUUCUCAUUAAAGUACCACAAUGUUGGUCUUUCUUAUUUCUUUGUAUCCCAAAUAAAUGUGGAUACCAACUGUGUAGUUUUUAGCUAAAUUUUGUACUAGUACUAUAUCUGAUUUCAUAGCUUUUGAAAAAAAAUUGAGAUUUGAGUUAGCAACAGUGCAUAAGAUCAUUAAGGGGGAGGGGGUCAACAGUACCUUGGUCCAGUACAUAUAAGAGGAACGGGCUUUUUAAGAAAUUUUCUAUUAGGUCAUAACUACUAGUGAGUAGAAAAUAAGACAGUUCCUUUAGGAGUUUAGGCUGAGAAAUAAGAAUGAGUUAUGAAAAGUCAUCAAGGGGAAAAUGGGUGAGUUAUUUCAACUGAACCAGGAUCAGAGAACAUGAAAGUUUGAGUCAGUGCCAGAUGUGCUAACUG